AUGUCGCCUUCUUUCGCCAUUGCGCCGGCUUGCAUGGUCGAAGCCCCUGGUACAAAUACUAUUGGUUCAGUGCUUCAGCGCCAUUUUCCACCUUCGGUCCAGAUCAAAGAGAUAUAUCCCCUGGAGGGCCAUCUACACUCUGUCAGUCUCUUGAAACUAUCGAAUGGGACCCAGUGGCUGCUGAAAUGUCCACCUCGAUCGACGACACCCCUUUUACGGCGCGAGCAGCUUCUGCUCGAAACUGAAGCACGAGCGCUGUCUAUUCUAGGGCAGAGCGCGACCCCACACGUACCAUCAUUCGUGCACUAUGGUUUUCAAGGUGGUCCUUUUGAUUCUGCUUUCUUGGUCCGGCAUUAUGUCACAGGUUCGACCCUGAAGGAGAUAGGGCCCCAGCUUACGGCACACGAACGCCGAAAGCUGGACCGGGAUCUGGGAUCACUGGCUCAACAAAUUGGGCAGCAUCUCUCUAAUUCCUUCGGCUCACUGGAGCAAGUGGCCUGUGGGCGUGGGAAGCUGUCCUGGAGGGACGCUUUUGUCGCACUCUUCGAGGACAUCCUGCGUGACUCAGAAGAUGCUUUCGUUCACUUGCCCUAUUCCGAACUAAGGCAUCAAGUUCGCCGCUUGUCGUAUGUCCUGGAGGAAGUCACCCUACCACAAUUGGUAGUGAUUGGCUUGGGUCGACCAUCACAAGUCUUUCUGGACCCGGUGUCCAGAAGAUUGUCUGGAGUAACGGGCUUCGGACACGCAUUGUGGGGUGAUAUAUGUAUGGGGGAGAUCUUCGAAGACCCCUCACCCGCUAUGCUUGAAGGCUUUGGGGCUCGAAUAACGAAGAGCAAGUCACAGACGACUCGUCAACUACUCUAUGCUUGCUACCGUUCAGUCCAGAAAAUCACGAUACACUAUUACCGUGACAAGGAAAUGACCGCUGAGAUGGAGGCGAGAAGACAACUAACAACGACCCUUGCAGCAAUGGUCUCUGCGAGAAUGGCGCAUUUCCUGAGAGGGAAACAGGCCGGCAUCCAGAAGGACUUCUCUGAUGGUUUGUCGCCGGACCUGUUCGCCCUCGAUGAUUUCGCUCGCUGUGGUAUCAAUUCCCAAGUCAGUGCUAUCGCCUACGACCCGAUCCAGUCCCUCCUUGCUGUCGGAACCAGUGAUACGCAAUUUGGACAUGGUCAGAUCUAUGUGUUUGGUCAACGGCGGGUAUUUGCGGUUUUCGCGCUGCCUCGCAAAGCGUCCGCCAAGUUCCUUCAAUUUUGUGCCGAUAAGCUCGUCAGUGUCGACUCGAAAAGUGAAGUGACAAUCUUUUCCCUCGAAACGAGAAAAACAUUGGUCUCAUACGCACCCCCAAGUCAUGCGAGCGCGUUGUUGACUGACCCGAGUCUCGACUAUGCUUUCAUUGGUCUGCAGAAUGGCGAUAUUAUUGCAUAUGAUCUCGAUCGUGAAACUUUGACCCCCUUCAGGGUCCCUAACUUGUGGGCUCAACGCAAUGCACGGACGCGGAUGAUUCCGGUCAUUAGUCUUGCCUUCUCUCCUCGCGAUAUUGGCAAGAUCUUGGUCGGAUAUCCGGAUGGUGCAGUGACAUUCUCUUUCAAACAAAACGUCGCACAAAAAUACUUCGAAUAUGAAGUGCCCCCGGGCGCGCUCGGCGGGAAUGGAGAAGUCCCGAUUCCAGAAUUGCGCAGACCCAGAUUGACACAAGCUCUCUGGCACCCAAAUGGUAUCUUUGUUUUGACAGUUCACGAGGACAACAGCCUGGUCUUCUGGGAUUCAAAAGACGGUCGCAAGGUCAUGGCUAGGUCUAUCGACACCCCUAAUAUUGAUCAGCCAGGCGUAGCCUCUGAAAGGCCUUCAUCGGCGGGAGCUACUGCAUUCAAGGAUCCAAUUACGCACGUUGCGUGGUGCGUCAAGGACAAUGGCGAUGACAGUGGGCUCUUGAUUUCUGGUGGCCGGCCGAAGGCUGAACCCAUGAAGGGUCUUACGUUUAUUGAUCUGGGCCCUACCCCUAAUUACCAAACUUCUACUUGGCCGAUGAUCUCGAAAUACUUCGAAUCUCCAAGACGUGUUUCUGUCUUACCCACGCCUCCUGGCGGUGAAGUGAUCGAUUUCUGCCCCAUACCCCGCAGCACGCCUUAUUUUGGUGGCGCUCAUGAUCCCAUUGCGCUGAUUGCGCGCCUGUCUUCUGGAGAACUGAUUACUAUGAGCUUUCCGACUGGACACCCAAUCACGCCCACGAAUAUGCUUCACCCUUACCUUUCCUUUGUGCACCCUUUCGUGAAUAAGGCGACUCUAACCGCCGUUGAUCGAUCUGCUUGGCUGGGUUUGAAAGAGCGUAGGUCACAGGGGCCUAAGUUUCUUCUGGGCGGCGCAGAGGCCAAGAGGGCACUUAAACGCUUCGAGGACCGAAAUAUCAUCACCACCGCCCAUGCAGAUGGCACUAUUCGCAUUUGGGACGGGGGAAUUGAUGACGAGAUUGAGAAUGGGGAGGUCGUACAAGUGGAUCUAGCUCGCGCAGUAGGUCGUGUGGGCAAUAUCGAGGUCACUGAGAUGUCUUUAAGUGGUUCCACGGGCGAAUUGUCGGUAGGGCUUAGGACUGGCGAGCUCAUCGUCUUCCGAUGGGGCAACAACAAGAAUUUCGGCGUUGAGGAGCCCCCGGGUGCCAAUGAAGGCCCCGGCAAGUUGACCACGAUCACCCACCGGGUCGAUCCCGGACUCAAGCAAGGCAUGCUUCCUCUCACUCUUCUCAACAUGCAGCAAGGGCCUGUGACUGCCUUGAAACACAGCCAGGUUGGCUUUGUCGCAGUUGGAUUCGAAAGCGGAAGUCUAGCAAUUAUCGACUUGCGUGGGCCGGCGAUUAUUCAUACCGCCCAUUUCUCCGAGCUGCUCAAGGCAAACAAGAGAAAUAGCUUUUUCAAACAACGCAGCUCUGAGUCCCCCUCUCCGGAGUGGCCCACCUGUAUCGAGUUCGGAGUACUUACGCUCGAAGGAGAAGACUACUCCAGCAUAUGCUGCUUUGUGGGUACCAGCAAAGGUAAUUUGGCGACUUUCAAGAUCUUGCCAGCGGAAAACGGGACCUAUUCGGCAGUCUUUGCUGGUGCAACUUUGUUGGACGAUAAGGUCAUCAACAUCAUCCCAAUCAAUGCUGAUAGUGGUAGUCCUGCUUCAGCUUCUCCUAAUGCAGUCGGCGGCUUGCGCAAUGGCAUCAGAGUGAAUGGAGUAGUGGUUGCGGUGACCGUGUCAGGGUGUCGGAUUUUCAAGCCUGCAACAUCCAAGGGUGCCCAUAGGUCUUGGGACGAUUACCUGUGCGAUUCCGCUACGGUAGUUAAGAUUGAAGGUCGUGGCUACAGCCUCGUUGGUCUUUUCGGAGACGGAAACACCCGGGCUUUCUCUAUUCCAGGCCUCAAAGAAAUCGGUUGCAGCGCAAUCAGUCAGAUCGCCGACAUGAGGCGACUUUCGGAUGCUCAUGUCUCCUCUAGUGGAACCGUCAUGAUUUGGACAAGUCCUUCAGAAGUCGGGCUAUUCAGCGUCUGGGGAGCAGGAACCGGCCUGUGA
Messenger RNA from Aspergillus saccharolyticus JOP 1030-1, 3549 nucleotides. RefSeq lists its product as uncharacterized. Gene Ontology annotation, molecular function: myosin II binding; GTPase activator activity; syntaxin binding. Gene Ontology annotation, biological process: regulation of exocytosis; establishment of cell polarity; regulation of protein secretion. Bases 1 to 3549 code for a protein of 1182 amino acids. The record is from RefSeq and is a predicted model, not a curated record. Gene Ontology annotation, cellular component: plasma membrane; cytoplasm. NCBI's taxonomy places the organism in Eukaryota, Fungi, Ascomycota, Eurotiomycetes, Eurotiales, Aspergillaceae. The transcript has 6 exons.